AUGGCCCGGGCUGCCUGGCAGGCCACCGGAGCCUGCGCCCAGCCGGCCCGCCACUUGGUGGGUGAGGCCGCUGGAGCGUCCGGGUUGCGGUGGGCAGGGCCAGUGACCGGAGGGGGCGGGCCAGGAUGGAGCGAGGGGAGUGGGCAGCCUCCGCUGGAGUUUAGUGUUGGGGAGCCAGACGGCGGGCCAGGCCUAAGGAGGAGGCAGGCUCUCUCUGCAUUGAUCCAUCAUGUGCACACACCUCUGACCCACGCACAGGGCGGCUACUUCCCUGAGAAUGUCAAGGCCAUGACCAGUCUUCGGUGGCUGAACCUGAACCGCACCGGCCUCUGUUACCUGCCAGAGGAGUUGGCUGCCCUGCAGAAGCUGGAGCACUUGUCUGUGAGCCACAACAACCUGACCACACUCCACGGGGAGCUGUCCAGCCUGCCAUCUCUUCGGGCCAUCGUGGCUCGAGCCAACAGCCUGAAGAAUUCUGGAGUACCCGACGACAUCUUCAAGCUGGAUGACCUCUCAGUCCUGGACUUAAGCUACAACCAGCUGACGGAGUGCCCUCGGGAGCUGGAGAAUGCCAAGAACAUGCUGGUGCUGAACCUCAGCCAUAACAGCAUUGACGCCAUCCCCAACCAGCUCUUCAUCAACCUCACUGACCUGCUGUACCUGGACCUCAGCGAGAACCGCCUGGAGAGCUUGCCCCCGCAGAUGCGCCGCCUGGUGCACCUGCAGACGCUUGUGCUCAACGGGAACCCCCUGCAGCACGCACAGCUGCGGCAGCUCCCAGCUCUGACGGCCCUGCAGACCCUGCACCUCAGGAACACCCAGCGCACCCAGAGCAACCUCCCCACCAGCCUGGAGGGCCUGAGCAACCUCACAGAUGUGGACCUGUCCUGCAACGACCUGACGCGGGUGCCCGAGUGCCUGUACACCCUCUCCAGCCUGCGCCGCCUCAACCUCAGCAGCAACCAGAUUGCAGAGCUGUCCCUGUGCAUCGACCAGUGGGUGCACGUGGAGACCUUGAACCUGUCCCGAAAUCAGCUCACCUCCCUGCCUUCGGCCAUUUGCAAGCUGACCAAACUGAAGAAGCUGUACCUGAACUCCAACCAUCUGGACUUCGAUGGGCUGCCCUCGGGCAUCGGCAAGCUGGCCAGCUUGGAGGAGUUCAUGGCCGCCAAUAACAACCUGGAGAUGAUCCCCGAGAGCCUCUGCAGGUGCACAAAGCUGAGGAAGCUUGUCCUGAACAAGAACCGCCUGGUGACCCUCCCAGAGGCCGUCCACUUCCUGCCAGAGAUCCAGGUCCUGGACGUUCGGGAGAACCCCAGCCUGGUCAUGCCUCCCAAGCCCGCUGACCGCACCGCCGAGUGGUACAACAUCGACUUCUCGCUGCAGAACCAACUCCGGCUGGCAGGUGCCUCCCCUGCCACCGUGGCCGCCGCAGCAGCUGCAGGGGGUGGGUCUAAGGAUCCCCUGGCUCGAAAGAUGCGACUACGAAGGCGCAAGGACUCAGCCCAGGACGACCAGGCCAAGCAGGUGCUGAAGGGCAUGUCGGACGUGGCCCAGGAAAAGAACAGGAAGCAGGAGGAGAGUGCUGACGCCCGAGCCCCCGGGGGUAAGGUGCGGCGCUGGGACCAGGGCCUGGAGAAGCCGCGCCUCGACUACUCAGAAUUCUUCACGGAGGAUGUGGGUCAGCUGCCGGGCCUGACCAUCUGGCAGAUCGAGAACUUCGUGCCGGUGCUAGUGGAGGAGGCCUUACACGGCAAGUUCUACGAAGCCGACUGCUACAUCGUGCUCAAGACCUUUCUGGAUGACAGCGGCUCUCUGAACUGGGAGAUCUACUACUGGAUUGGUGGGGAGGCCACACUUGACAAGAAGGCUUGUUCUGCCAUCCACGCGGUGAACCUGCGCAACUACCUGGGUGCAGAAUGCCGCACCGCACGGGAGGAGAUGGGCGACGAGAGCGAGGAGUUCCUGCAGGUGUUUGAUAACGACAUUGCCUACAUUGAGGGUGGAACAGCCAGUGGCUUCUACACUGUCGAGGACACGCACUACGUCACCAGGAUGUACCGCGUGUAUGGGAAAAAGAACAUCAAGUUGGAGCCUGUGCCACUCAAGGGAGCCUCCCUGGACCCCAGGUUUGUUUUCCUGCUGGACCGGGGGCUGGACCUCUAUGUGUGGCGGGGGGCCCAGGCCACGCUGAGUAGCACUACCAAAACCAGGCUUUUUGCAGAAAAAAUUAACAAGAACGAGCGGAAAGGGAAGGCAGAGAUCACGCUGCUGGUGCAGGGCCAGGAGCCCCCAGAGUUCUGGGAGGCACUAGGGGGUGAGCCCUCUGAGAUCAAACAGCACGUGCCUGAUGACUUCUGGCCACCGCAGCCCAAGCUGUAUAAGGUGGGCCUGGGCCUGGGCUACCUGGAGCUGCCCCAAAUCAACUACAAGCUGUCAGUGGAGCAUAAGAAGCCGCCCAAGGUGGAACUGAUGCCGGGCAUGCGGCUGCUGCAGAGCCUGCUGGACACGCGCUGUGUGUACAUCCUGGACUGUUGGUCCGAUGUGUUCAUCUGGCUGGGCCGCAAGUCCCCACGCCUUGUGCGUGCCGCCGCCCUCAAGCUUGGCCAGGAGCUGUGCGGAAUGCUGCACCGACCACGUUACGCCACGGUCAGCCGCAGCCUGGAGGGCACUGAGGCGCAGGUGUUCAAAGCCAAGUUUAAGAAUUGGGAUGACGUGUUGACGGUGGAUUACACACGCAAUGCAGAGGCCGUGUUGCAGGGCCAGGGACUUGCCGGGAAGGUGAAGCGUGACGCUGAGAAGAAAGAUGAGAUGAAGGCUGACCUCACUGCACUCUUCCUGCCAAGGCAGCCGCCCAUGGCGCUAGCAGAGGCUGAGCAGCUGAUGGAGGAGUGGAACGAGGACCUGGACGGCAUGGAGGGCUUCGUGCUGGAGGGUAAGAAGUUCGCUCGGCUGCCUGAGGAGGAGUUCGGCCACUUCUACACGCAGGAUUGCUACGUCUUCCUCUGCAGGUACUGGGUCCCUGUGGAGUACGAGGAGGAGGAGAAGGAAGAGAAAGAGGAGAAGGCGGGGCCCGAGGGCAAAGAAGGCGAGGAGGCAGUGGCGGAGGCGGACAAGCAGCCGGAGGAGGACUUCCAGUGCAUCGUGUACUUCUGGCAGGGCCGCGAAGCCUCCAACAUGGGCUGGCUCACCUUCACCUUCAGCCUGCAGAAGAAGUUCGAAAGCCUUUUCCCUGGCAAGCUAGAGGUGGUGCGCAUGACGCAGCAGCAGGAGAACCCCAAGUUCCUGUCCCAUUUCAAGAGGAAGUUCAUCAUCCACCGGGGCCGGAGGAAGGCAGCUCAGGGUGCCCUGCAGCCCAGCCUCUACCAGAUUCGAACCAACGGCAGCGCCCUCUGUACCCGGUGCAUCCAGAUAAACACCGACUCCAGCCUCCUCAACUCCGAGUUCUGCUUCAUUCUCAAGGUUCCCUUUGAGAGUGAGGACAACCAGGGCAUCGUGUACGCGUGGGUGGGCCGGGCGUCCGACCCGGAUGAGGCCAAGUUGGCGGAGGACAUACUGAACACCAUGUUUGAGGCCUCCUACAGCAAGCAGGUCAUCAGCGAAGGCGAGGAGCCCGAGAACUUCUUCUGGGUGGGCCUGGGCACACAGAAGCCGUAUGACGACGAUGCCGAGUACAUGAAGCACACCCGGCUCUUCCGGUGCUCCAAUGAGAAGGGUUACUUCGCAGUGACUGAGAAAUGUUCUGACUUUUGCCAAGAUGACCUGGCAGAUGAUGACAUCAUGUUGUUAGACAAUGGCCAAGAGGUCUAUAUGUGGGUGGGGACCCAGACAAGCCAGGUGGAGAUCAAGCUGAGUCUGAAGGCCUGCCAGGUGUACAUCCAGCACAUGCGCGCCAAAGAGCACGAGCAUCCCCGCCGCCUGCGCCUGGUCCGCAAGGGCAACGAGCAGCACGCCUUUACCCGCUGCUUCCAUGCCUGGAGCACCUUCCGGAAGGCCCUGGCCUAGAGCAGCUGCCACCCCUGCAGUGCCCCUGUGGAAGCCCCAAGCCCAGGGUGAGGAGAGCAAGGGCCUCUUCAUCCACCACCUAGCCAGGGUCUGUGUCAGGGGGCAGCCCUGCUAUGUCAUGCCCAGUGCCACAGCCCCCCGCAGCACAGCCCAAGUGGCACCAAGGGGGCAGCCCUGAUGGGAAAUGAGACCCCUCGGUGUGAGCUCACAUGUGACACCCCCUUCCCUGUAGGGAUAAAGGAGACAUGGUUGCCCUUUAAGAGAUAUUAAAUGCUUUUAUUUUCAAUAUUAAAAA
Molecule: messenger RNA, 4300 nt
Organism: Myotis davidii
Lineage: Eukaryota; Metazoa; Chordata; Mammalia; Chiroptera; Vespertilionidae
Gene: FLII
Product: flightless I actin binding protein
Exons: 31
Coding region: 1-4005 (1334 amino acids)
Biological process (GO): barbed-end actin filament capping; actin polymerization or depolymerization; myofibril assembly
Cellular component (GO): actin cytoskeleton; cytoplasm; nucleus
Molecular function (GO): actin filament binding; phosphatidylinositol-4,5-bisphosphate binding
Source: RefSeq, a predicted model, not a curated record